AUUUGUUUCCACCCAGAACCUACACAUUCACCUUACCUCACCUAACCUUUCUCAUCGUCAUCUCUCUACUUCUGUUCUGAGUAUCUUUUCUCGAUCCUCUGACCUACUUCUCCAAUCGCCAUCCCAACAGACAAACAAGUUUGUUUACUCUCGUCCUCCCCACGCGCCCUCUGCCGCCAUAGCUGUAGCUGGCCACCACGUCACUCUCCAAAAAAAUUCCCACCCGAGCUCACGCGACCCCGACAUUGUUGAUUGCGCACCACCAAAGCUUCGUUCAACAUGGCCGCUUCCCCCAUUCAAAACCCCGCGGUGCAAACCGAAUCCAAGUCGGCCAAGAAGAAGAAGGCCAAGGUCGCUGAGCGCACCGAGUCUCCUGCUCCUACUGCCUCACCCGCCCCCGAGAAGGCUGACGGCUCCGAUGAGUCCGGCGAGACAGCCUACAUUCGUGAGAUCCAGAAGAACAUCCGCAACACCAACAAGAAGCUUACCAACGCCUCCAAGAUCGACAACCUGAUCGCCGAGAACCCCGGCAAGUCCCUCGAUGACCUUGUCGCUUCCCGCACUAUCAAUGCCGACCAGAAGGCCCAAUACUUGAAGAAGCCCGCUCUGCAGGCCCAGAUCAGCCAGUACGAGGAGCAGCUUGCCCAGUAUAAGAAGAUCGACCAGGAAUACCGCGCUCGCGCUGUCAGCGAGAAGGCCGAGCUGGAGAAGUCUUUCGCCGAAAAGCUGGAGAAGGAGAAGGCCGCUGCCGUCGCCGAGGCCAAGGCCCAGUUGGAGGCCCAGUUGGAAGGCGACUCCAUCAACAGCAAGCUCCUCACCUUGUCGCAGUUUCUCCGCCUUGCGGCUGCACGCCGCUCUGAGGAUGCAGACCCCAAUGUCGAGGAGAACCGCGCCCUCGAAGGUGUUCUGCUUGCCAUCUACACGGGCGACGAGAACGCUGUAGCCACCAUGCUGAAGCUGAUCGACGGCACCGACGAGCAAACGUACAGCGUCAAUGGCGAACCGCUCCAGACGACUUUCGGCCACGUCAAGGCUGCCUCUAAGGCCUACAAGUCUCCCUAUGAGGAGGUCACUACUGAGGCCGAGACCACCGCCGCCGCCGAGGUUGUCACGGAUCCCACCAUUGCCAACGCCACUGUCAACGAGAUCGAGGCCGAGGAUACCGCCGUCAUCAAUGGCCAGAACGAACAGGCCUCCGAGACCCCCAGCAACGCCAACAUCACCAGCGGUUCUGGCAACGCUGCAGGCGAGAAGUGGGACCAGGCAGCCGAUAACAACAUGUCGCUGUCCCAGGAAUGGGUUUCCGUCCCCCGCGACCCUGCCGAGACCGAGACCGGCGUCGACGCCACCCCGGCCGCUGUCUCCAACACCCAGUCUUGGGCUGACGACCAGCCCGAUCACCACGAGGCCCAGGCCGAUACUACCACCGCUGCCGCCGACCCUAACGACGGUUUCCACCAGGUCCAGGGCCGCAACCGUGGACGCGGCGACCGUGAAGGAAGCUACCGUGGACGUGGUCGUGGCGAAUGGCGCGGCCGUGGACGCGGCGAGGGACGUGGUGGCCGUGGACGCGGCGGCCAGCGAGGCGGCUCCAUCUCCCAGCGGGGACCUCGCCGGACCGAAGAGUCGUAGAGACACUCUGUCCAGUGGCGUUCUCUGGCCUGUCGACGGCCGGUGAGUAGGCUCAAUUUCUACAUGCCACCGCGUCCCUCGCGACGAUGCAUUACGACUGGGGCAUGGCGACGCCCUACGCAACGUGAUUUACUGCAGUGGCUUUGAUAGGUGUCAAGGCCGGUAAAGGAAUGGGUGAGGGAUGUUGUUAAUUGACGACAUAGGCAUUCGGUUCCCCUUUUCAGGUUUGACUUCUGGGUGGUUGGCAUGGCUGGCGGUGUUGGGUUGCGUGGCUUUAUGCUUGUACAAUACACAACAUGACUUUAGGGGCCGGCAUACAAAAGAAAACAUACGGAAUGAGAUGUUGAUACCCAAGAUUGGAUGAAGCGUUCCAUUUGUGUGACAGUUAGCUC
Colletotrichum destructivum is the source of this 2024-nucleotide messenger RNA. RefSeq lists its product as uncharacterized. Bases 280 to 1632 code for a protein of 450 amino acids. Lineage: Eukaryota; Fungi; Ascomycota; Sordariomycetes; Glomerellales; Glomerellaceae. The record is from RefSeq and is a predicted model, not a curated record. The transcript has 5 exons.